Physella acuta is the source of this 2562-nucleotide messenger RNA. Its product is annotated as neuronal calcium sensor 2. Lineage: Eukaryota; Metazoa; Mollusca; Gastropoda; Physidae. The record is from RefSeq and is a predicted model, not a curated record. Gene Ontology annotation, molecular function: calcium ion binding.
CUCAGUCCCCGCCUGACUAGCCUCCCUUGACUCCCCUAGCGCCCGACUAGACGAGCCUAGCUGUGUUUACUCGUCCAGCUGCCGCCUCGCUAGUGGGACAUUUUUCUCUCCAUUCUCUCCCUGCAAGCAGUCAGCAAGAAAUUAGCGCAAGAUUUUCCUCGGAUUGCUGGUGCUUGUGUUGAUUGUGAGAAGAGAUUGUGACCUUGACCAGUCACCAUGGGGAAAGGAAUGUCUCAUCUCUCCAAGGACGAUCUGCGCUUCUUGCAGGAAAACACAAAAUUUAACAAGGACGAAAUUAAGCAGUGGUACAAAGGUUUUAUGAGAGACUGCCCAGAUGGCCAACUAUCCAAGGAAAAGUUCAAGGAGGUUUAUGCCCAGUUCUUCCCUGGCGGUGACCCGGAGUCUUUCUGUGAUCAUGUCUUCCGUUCAUUUGACAAGGAUGGUAGUGGAUCAAUUGAGUUCAAAGAGUUUCUACUAGCUAUCAACAUUACCUCUAACAAAGGCGACCCCAAGGAGAAGCUCAACUGGGCUUUCUCCAUGUACGACAUUGAUGGCAAUGGCACCAUCGACAAGGAAGAGAUGGAGAGUAUCAUAAAGGCUAUCUACAAUAUGCUGGGCAGCGCCAUCCAGGAACAGCAGAUAGAAACACCGCAGGAGAGGACCAAGAAAAUCUUCAACAAGAUGGACACCAACAACGACGGCGUCUUGUCCAAGGAGGAGUUUGUACAGGGCUGUAUGAAUGACCGCUGUCUGUACCAAAUGCUGACUGCUGACGGGGAAGCACCAAAAGAAUAAUGUCAACAAGGGGUGGGGGGAGGGGGGGGGGGGCAGGGUUAUACAAUUUAAACAAUUCUGGAAGGAAGGUGAUAAACGUGUGUAAAAGAAAUGUUUAUAAAUGGUAUGAGCAUGACUGAAAUGUGUAUCAAAUGUGUACCAAAAGAAAUGUGUAUCAAAUGUGUAUCAAAUGAUCAUGACAUUUUCUCUCUCCACUCUACUGUAAAUAUCACUGGCCAUUAUUUGAACUUGGGUUUGUUUUAACAUUUCAAGUUUUUAAAGUUGAGUCAUUUUGUGGUGCCCUAACUGUAAGCUGACCAAAGCCAACUUUGGAUGAAGUCUGUACAGAGUUCUGCUGUCUAGAACUGACUGAACUCCCAGUUGAAGCCAUCAGCCCAAUAGAACCACGUAACCAGUAGAACCACGUAACCAGUUUCAUCUUCUUGUGCCUCUCGUUUCCUGGAUUUAAAUAUAUGCAAGAAAAAUGUUACGAACGUAAACAUUGAUUUGUAAAUGACUAAAUCAUCUUCCCACCUAUACCACACACCAUCCCACACACACCAUGCCACACACACCAUGCCACACACACCAUGCCACACACACCAUGCCGCACUCCCACACUUUGAUCUGUGAUGCACAUUCUAAUUUGACAUUUUUCUACUCCCACUCCUUAUCUAGACCAACUAAAAACAAAAUUUAAUACUUGAAUGAUAAACAAUAUUUCAACUUUUCAUUGCUUGCACCUGUAUCAGAUGAUGUAACCAACUGCACAUGUUAAAUAGAACCAUUCUUAAACAAAGAUUUACAUUUUUAGACAUUAACAUGUCAGUUUCAUCGCCUGUCUGUUUCAUUGUCUGUCUGUUUCAUUGUCUGUCUGUUUCAUUGUCUGUCUGUUUCAUUGCCUGUCUGUUUCAUUGCCUGUCUGUUUCAUUGCCUGUCUGUUUCAUCGCCUGUCUGUUUCAUCGCCUGUCUGUUUCAUUGUCUGUCUGUUUCAUUGCCUGUCUGUUUCAUUGUCUGUCUGUUUCAUUGUCUGUCUGUUUCAUUGCCUGUCUGUUUCAUUGUCUGUCUGUUUCAUCGCCUGUCUGUUUCAUCGCCUGUCUGUUUCAUUGUCUGUCUGUUUCAUUGCCUGUCUGUUUCAUUGUCUGUCUGUUUCAUUGUCUGUCUGUUUCAUUGCCUGUCUGUUUCAUUGUCUGUCUGUUUCAUUGCCUGUCUGUUUCAUUGUCUGUCUAUUUCAUUGCCUGUCUGUUUCAUUGUCUGUCUGUUUCAUUGUCUGUCUGUUUCAUUGCCUGUCUGUUUCAUUGUCUGUCUGUUUCAUUGUCUGUCUGUUUCAUUGCCUGUCUGUUUCAUUGUCUGUCUGUUUCAUUGUCUGUCUGUUUCAUUGCCUGUCUGUUUCAUUGUCUGUCUGUUUCAUUGUCUGUCUGUUUCAUUGUCUGUCUGUUUCAUUGCCUGUCUGUUUCAUUGUCUGUCUGUUUCAUUGCCUGUCUGUUUCAUUGCCUGUCUGUUUCAUUGUCUGUCUGUUUCAUUGUCUGUCUGUUUCAUUGUCUGUCUGUUUCAUUGCCUGUCUGUUUCAUUGUCUGUCUGUUUCAUUGCCUGUCUGUUUCAUUGUCUGUCUGUUUCAUUGCCUGUCUGUUUCAUUGCCUGUCUGUUUCAUUGUCUGUCUGUUUCAUUGUCUGUCUGUUUCAUUGCCUGUCUGUUUCAUUGCCUGUCUGUUUCAUUGCCUGUCUUUUUUAUUUCAGCUUUUUUACAGCACAUUCCUGUCUUUGUGUAGCAAUGGUUUGCGUGUGUGUG